UCUGAUCGAGUGGCUUCAAUCCCUGCCCCCAACCAAGACUCGACAUCUGCCGUCGCAUCUGGUCCAAUCGAGACGCUACCUCCGUCUGCUCCUGCGGUGUCCUCACAGCCCGCGGAUAUUCCUGCAAGUAAUCCCCGAGUUACCGACUCAGCAGCCGGCGUCUUGAAACCGAGCUGCAGGGAUCUCAUCCACCAACUCGAUGCUAAAGAUUGUGUUUUCGCUUUCUCCAUGCUUGCAACGUCAAACGGUCUCGUCAGCUUCAGCUGAGAAUCUCUCUCCAAGCAAACCCGCGAUGACGAUCCAGACAGGGCGCGCUCCACUCAAAAUCCCCAUCAUGGGUAAGCCGGCUACGGCUCUGAGCCCACGGGCAGGCUCGCCCGGGCUCAGCAAGAUCGGGCAAAAGAGCGGCGGCCUGUUUUCGAUGGGCGCCUCGAGCCCAGGACCAUCCAAACUCGGCUUCUUUGCCAAGGGUAGCAGCGCCAAAACACCGACAGUCAAGAGCAAGGUCGUCUUUGAUGAUGGUGACGAGGUCGGCGAGGUCCAACACAAGAAAAAAGCAAGCAACAUAGACCUGAUGAUGGUGGAUGACUUUGCCGAUACCCCGAUACACCCUGCCGAGCCCGAUGUGUCUGUCUUUGCCGAUAUGGACGACGCGCCUGCUCCCGAGCGCCCCAGUGCCGCCUCUAUGCAGGUUGAUGAGGUCGACCCCCUCGAUGCGUACAUGGUCGAUGUCGAGUCCGAAGCCCGCAAGAUGCUCGAGGAGGACCGCGAGGCCCGCAAGAACAAGUCUUGGAAGAAGGGCGAGCUGCAGGAGGACGUCGAGGCUGGAGCCGAUGUCACGGAUGUCCGCCGCAUCGAGGACAACGACGAGGAGGAUAUCGGGAGCGACCCCGAAGACAUCAUCGCAGCCGCUGCCAAGAGGCUGGCGGCCAAAAAGAAGGACCUGGCGCCUGUCAACCACUCGACGAUGAACUACGAGUCCUUCCGGCGCAACUUCUUCAUCGAGCCGCCCGAGAUGGCGGACAUGACCCCGGCCGAGGUGGACAUGAAGCGACUGGAACUCGACGGCAUCAAGAUCCGCGGCGUCAACUGUCCCAAGCCCAUCGAAAAAUGGACACAGUUUGGGCUGCCCCAUGGCGUGUACGAAGUGAUCCGCAAGGUGCUCAAGUACGACAAGCCCAGCUCGAUCCAGGCCCAGUCGAUCCCGGCGAUCAUGAGCGGUCGCGAUGUCAUCGGCAUUGCUAAGACCGGUUCGGGCAAGACGAUUGCCUUCCUGCUUCCCAUGUUCCGUCACAUUGCCGACCAGCGUCCACUCGAGGCCAUGGAGGGCCCGAUCGCGCUGAUCAUGACGCCGACACGCGAGCUGGCCGUCCAAAUCCACAAAGAAUGCAAGCACUUUGCAAAGGCCCUGAAUCUGCGAGCGGUCUGUGCCUACGGUGGAUCGCCGAUCAAGGACCAGAUCGCCGACCUCAAGCGAGGCGCCGAGAUCAUCAUCUGCACGCCUGGACGCAUGAUCGAUCUGCUCUGUGCCAACAGCGGCCGAGUCACCAACCUCAAGCGCGUCACGUAUCUGGUCCUCGACGAAGCCGACCGCAUGUUUGACAUGGGCUUCGAGCCGCAGGUCAUGCGGAUCGUCAACAACAUCCGUCCGAGCCGCCAGACGGUGCUGUUUUCGGCAACGUUUCCGCGCCAGAUGGAGGCGCUGGCCCGCAAGAUCCUCCAGAAGCCUCUGGAGAUCACCGUCGGCGGACGCAGUGUGGUCUGCGCGGACGUGACGCAGCACGUCGAGAUCCGCGACGACGACGCCAAGUUUGUGCGCCUGCUUGAGAUCCUGGGGCUCUCGAUGGCACAGGACCCCGACGGCAAGGUCCUGAUCUUUGUGGAUCGGCAAGAGGCGGCCGACAACCUGCUGCGAGACCUUUUCCGCCGCGGAUAUCCGUGCCAGUCCCUGCACGGCGGCAAAGACCAGGCCGACCGAGACUCGACCAUUGUCGACUUCAAGACCGGCGAUACCAACGUUCUGAUUGCGACCUCGGUGGCAGCGCGCGGCCUGGACGUCAAGCAGCUCAAGGUCGUCGUGAACUACGACUGCCCGAACCACAUGGAGGACUAUGUGCACCGUGUGGGCCGCACGGGACGAGCGGGCAACAAGGGCACGUCCUACACCUUCAUCACGCGGGAACAGGACCGAUAUGCGGUCGACAUUGUCAAGGCUCUCAAGAUGAGCAACGCGCCUGUGCCGGACGACGUCCAGACGCUCGCGAACGAGUUUAUGGAGAAGGUCAAGAGCGGCAACGCCAAGUACACGGGAAGCGGGUUCGGAGGCAAGGGCCUCGAGAAACUCGACAAGGAGCGAGAUAUCGUCAAGAAAAUCCAGAAAAAGUCGCACGGCGGCGUGUAUGCCGAAGACGAGGAGGAGGAAGAGGACGGACACGAGAUUACGCUGCAGGUCAAGGCUGUGCAGGUCAACGGCGUCAAGGUCGCGGGUGAUGGUGCGGCGGCCGAGACGCAGCCCAGCGCUGCAGGCGCUGCCGGGAGCGCGACUGCCUCGGGGGCGAGCACUGCUGUCGGUGCUGGUGCAGCGGCUGCGACGGCCACUGCUGGGGGAGCGACAGCAGCGCCCGUGUCGGCAGCGGCGCUGGCGGCUCUGAAGGCGGCCCAGAAGGCAGCCGAGAUCAUCAACGCCCAGGUCGGCGCUUCCGGACGCAAGGCGCGGGAUGUGAUCGCCGAAAUCAACUCCAAGUUUGGCAAGGAUACGCUCGGGCAUAGUGCUGUCGGGUCUGGCGACGACGGCGUGCGACGCACCGGUGCUGAGGCCUCGGCAGCUCCGUUCUCAUGCGAAAUCGAGAUCAACGACUACCCUCAACGGGCGCGCUGGAAGGUCACCAACAAGGAGCAGAUCACUCUCAUCGGAGAAAUCAGUGGUGCGGCGAUUACGACCCGUGGCCAGUUCUUUGAGGCUGGGAAGCAGCCUGGGCCCAACGAACGCAAGCUGUAUCUGGUAUGUAUCUCGGGCAGCGGUGCGAGGAAUGGAGUAAUGAACCGCGGCAUGGCCGGCGCCGGGGUGCUUGUGUAUACGCCAGAUUAUGCAGCACAGCGAGUGUCUGUACUCGUCGGUUGGAGUGCCUGUUGGAUGCCUGUUGGAGUGCCUGUUGGAUUGCUGGGAUGAGGCAGAGCAUGAAGAUUGGCUUGGCAUGAGU
This is a messenger RNA of Polychytrium aggregatum, 3200 nucleotides long. RefSeq lists its product as uncharacterized. NCBI's taxonomy places the organism in Eukaryota, Fungi, Chytridiomycota, Chytridiomycetes, Polychytriales. The transcript has 3 exons. Gene Ontology annotation, molecular function: RNA binding; ATP binding; RNA helicase activity. Bases 200 to 3169 code for a protein of 989 amino acids. The record is from RefSeq and is a predicted model, not a curated record.